Messenger RNA from Nicotiana attenuata, 3139 nucleotides. Its product is annotated as geraniol 8-hydroxylase-like. Lineage: Eukaryota; Viridiplantae; Streptophyta; Magnoliopsida; Solanales; Solanaceae. Bases 1476 to 2954 code for a protein of 492 amino acids. Gene Ontology annotation, molecular function: iron ion binding; heme binding; oxidoreductase activity, acting on paired donors, with incorporation or reduction of molecular oxygen. The record is from RefSeq and is a predicted model, not a curated record. The transcript has 4 exons.
UUAUAUCCAUAAAACGAUACAAUAUAAUACAAUACAGUAUAAUAUAAUACAUUAUAAAAUAAUGGGUAACAAUGAUCCAAACAUAGUGUUAGUGCAUUAAUUUUGUGGAGUCCUAAGUUAGAAAAGGUCUCGAGUUCAGUUCUAUUUAACCAUAAUUUUUAACAAGAGACUCUUUAAAUAUUUUCCAAAAAUAUGUUCUAGUCCGACCUCUUAAAGCAAAACCAAGAACUUAACCAGCAUGCCAAACGAGGAUACAUGUCAAGUGGUGUUAUUUUAUAUUUGUUACUCGUUUCGACGCAGUAUAAUUACAUAUGCUUUAUAAAAUUUUCUGAUGAAGUAGUAUUGCGUGACACCGCUUCGUCCACCUAAUGUCCGGCCCUGAAUGUAGCAACGUCCAAAUUUAAGGUUUUUGGUAAUUAUAUUCUAUCCUUUGAUCACCCACCCACACGUGUAAAACAUGUUUUUUACGACUGUGGACAUUGUGCUCGGGGCGGAGCUAAGUUGAAGGGGAUUCAAUUGAAUUUUUAUAGAUGAAAAAUUAUAUUGUGUUAAUCCGGUAAUUAAAAUGACUUUCGGGGGCCAUGUUUCAACCAGGGGCGGAUCUAGAGCAAAGUUUACGGGUUUACGGAACCCAGUAACUUUUGCAUAGACCCUGUAUUUGUACUAAAACUUCAUUAAAAGUAUAAGAAUAUUUAGCUUGGAACCCAGUUCGUUGGUCCAGUUAUCAUGUAGAUUAACUUGAGAUUGUUAUUGGAACCCAUAAGCUUAAAAUUCUGGAUCCGCCUCUGGUUUCAACGGCUCACAACUGUUGACUGUUUAAUUUGUUGCCCAACUAAUUAAUAAGUAAGACACUAAUAAGUAUUUUACAAUUGGAAAUUAUAUGCCACAUACAAUAAGAAAAGAAAAAAAAAAGCAAGGUGAAAUUAACUCAUUGAUUAGCUAUUCAAUAUCUUCUGCUUCAAAGAAAAUUCGUCGUACAAAUAAAAGAAAAGUAGGCAGAAAAUUUGUGGUGUUUGGACCCUUCAUUUAGUGAUGUGUUUGAAUUUUCUAGUUUGGCAAGCUACAACGAAGGCCGGAGCUACAGUUCUGCUUAGGGUUCAGUAAAUUUAGUAGCUUUUGCAAAUCCUGUAUUCAGUGGCGGACCCAGGAUUUUAUGCAAGCGGGUUCAAUCUUAAAAGUACAUAACUUAAUUUAGUGGUAAAAUAGUAGUUGUCAAGUGGGUUCAAAUAAAAUAUAUGCAAAAUUUACGCAGCAUUAAUCGUAACUUAUACAUAUACACUAUUAUUAUUUGAUGAAGUGGGUUCAGUUGAACCCGCAUGCCAUCACGUGUGUCCGCCACUGCCUAGUAAACUGUCUUUUCUAGAAUCAAGAACCUAUAAACUAAAAUCAUAUCUCCGCCACUUCUUCGGUAGUGAACUUCCCAAUAACUCUUACAUUAAUAAGAGAGUUUGAAGGAGAGUGAGUAGGAGAGAAAUAUGGAUUACCUUACACUUGUGUUUGGAUCAAAUUUUGCUUGCAUUUUUCUUCUUUUUCUAUCAAAAAGAAACAAAAGGCUUCCACCAGGGCCAUUACAACUGCCAAUAAUAGGAAAUUUAUUUCAUUUAUUAGGUGCAAAACCUCAUAUAUCACUAGCUAAUCUUGCCAAAACCUAUGGUCCAAUUAUGAGUUUAAAACUUGGGCAAAUAACCACAAUUGUCAUUUCUUCAUCAACCAUGGCAAAACAAGUCCUUCAAAAUCAAGAUCAAGCAUUUUCCAAUAGAUUUAUCCCUAAUGCACUUCAAGCACACAACUAUUCCAAAUUCUCAGUGACGUGGCUCCCCGUUAAUCCGACGUGGCGAACCCUUCGACGAAUCUUGAACUCCAACAUCCUUUCUCUCACUAAACUUGAUUCAGAUCAACACUUAAGAUCACAAAAGGUACAACAGUUAGUUGAUUAUGUUGCAAAAUGUAGUCAAGAAGGUGAAGCUGUGAUCAUUGGCAAAGCUGCUUUCAAGACCUCUCUCAAUUUGUUGUCCAAUAUUCUCUUCUCUAAGGACUUGGUUGACCCUCUUUUUGAUACAAAGGUAGAGUUGAAGGACGUGAUUUGGAACAUCUUGGCCGAGGCUGGGAAGCCUAACCUAGUGGAUUUUUUUCCCAUACUUGAAAACAUUGAUCCUCAACGAAUUAGGCGUAACACAGACAUUCAUAUAAGUAAGUUGUUUGUGCUUUUCGAUGAUUUGAUCAACGAGCGAUUGGAGGAAAAGAGGAGUAGUAGUACAAAGAAUGAUGUUUUGGAAGUGUUUCUUAAAAUUAGAGAAGAAAAUUCGGAAGAAAUCGAUCAGAAUCACAUCAAUUCCUUGCUCCUGGACAUAUUUAUUGGCGGUACUAAUACGACGACAAGUACAGUGGAAUGGGCAAUGGCAGAAAUACUUAGACAACCUGAGAUUAUGAAGAAAGUCCAAGCUGAGCUUGCGGAAGUCGUUGGAAAAGGAAAACCAAUAAAAGAAGAUGAUGUUUCUCGACUCUCUUACUUGCAAUGUAUUGUCAAAGAAACCUUAAGAAUGCACCCACCAGUUCCAUUCUUACUUCCGCGCAAAGUAGAAGACGAUGUUGAAGUGUGUGGCUAUAUUGUCCCGAAGGGCUCACAGGUACUAGUUAAUGUGUGGACAAUCGGUCGAGACUCAGCUUUGUGGGAGGAGCCACUAGUGUUUAAACCUGAGAGGUUCUGGAGUUCAGAAUUGGACGUGCGAGGCAAAGAUUUUGAAUUGAUUCCAUUUGGUGCUGGGCGAAGAAUAUGCCCUGGCUUACCUCUGGCGGCAUUGAGAAUGGUUCCAGUAAUGGUAGGCUCACUCUUGAAUUCCUUCAAUUGGAAACCUGAAGGCGGCAUUAAACCAGAAGAACUAGACAUGGAGGAGAAGUUUGGUAUCACUUUAGCCAAAGCCUGUCCUUUGCGAGCUAUCGCAUAUCCUAUUUGAUAGUACAACGGAUCAGGAGGCGGAGCUACAGUGAUAGCUAUAGGUUCGACAGUAUAGCUUUGGCUCAAACUCUAUAUUAAAAGUCCCACUUGUUAUGUACUAUAAUAAUUUAUCUGGAACUAGUAUGAUGUCUUUUUUAGAAUCAAGAACCCAAAAACUCAAAAUCCUGGAUGUGUCUCUGCAUA